AUUGUUUUGAUAGGACGGCGAAGGAGCCAUCUUGUUUUAUAUUCGUCCUAAACUCGUGUACCGAACUAGAAGAAACAGCCGUGGCGUAUGACACUAUAUCUCGACCCUAGCGAACUGAAUUAAACAUCUGAGUAUCAAACAUACUUAUCAUCGACGGAAUAUACACGCCACCCAAAACAGUGCGCAGUUGGAUUUAUUUUUCAACAUUGAGGCUGGUGCAAUAAGUGCAUUUUCUCUGUGCACAUUUUCUCCGGUGUAAGCUACUAUGAAUGGAGGAUAAAUGUUGCCGAAGGCUGACAGCGGUGGUUUUGUGCUUCUCCUUUUUUUCCUGACAUUAACAGGUCCACGGCUUGCUCUGGCCAGACUGUUGUCAGAGCUGCGCUGCAGUCCGGGCCAGUUUGCGUGCCGGAGUGGAAAAAUGCAGUGCAUCCCUUUGUCCUGGCAGUGUGAUGGUUGGACGGCCUGUGAGGACAAAAGCGAUGAGAUUGAUUGCCCUACUACUAAAGAGGAGAGGUAUCGUUACAGCAACAGUUUUGAGCCAGUGGAGGAUGUUAUGGGUGUCGCUCAACCAGUGCGCUUCAACAAGAAGUGUCCGAGCGGCUGGCACCAUUAUGAAAAAACAGCGAGCUGUUAUAAAGUCUACCUGAGGAGCGAAAACUAUUGGCAGGCGGUGGAAACCUGCCAGAAAGUCAACGGCUCGCUCGCUACGUUCGGCACCAACGAGGAGCUGCAGUUCGUCCUCAAGAUCGAGGUGGAUUUUGACGAGAAAGUGUGCGAGCGCAAAGACCAGUGCAAGUUCUGGGUGGGAUAUCAGUAUGUGAUUACUAGCCAGAAUCAUUCUCUGGAAGGCCGUUGGGAAGUGGCAUACAAAGGAUCCAUGCAGGUGUUUCUGCCUCCGGAGGGGCUGGUUAACUUCAGCGAGGCAAAUCCUACCCAGGGCAACGUGUUCUGUGCUCAGCUGCAACGCUUUCAGAUCAAGAGCAUGAACGAACGAGGCUUGCACAGCUGGCACACUGAAAACUGCUACAAAAAAUUCCCUUUCCUCUGCAAAAGAAGACAAACAUGUGUAGACAUCAAAGACAACGUGGUGAAUGAAGGCUAUUAUUUCACACCUAAAGGGGACGACCCUUGUCUGAGCUGCACGUGCCAUGACGGCGAGCCAGAGAUGUGUGUGGCUGCCCUGUGUGAACGCCCGCAGGGUUGCCAGCAUUUCCGCAAGGACCCCAAAGAGUGCUGCAAGUUCACCUGCUUGGAUCCUGGACAAACAUGUGUAGACAUCAGAGACAACGUGGUGAAUGAAGGCUAUUAUUUCACACCUAAAGGGGACGACCCUUGUCUGAGCUGCACGUGCCAUGACGGCGAGCCAGAGAUGUGUGUGGCUGCCCUGUGUGAACGCCCGCAGGGUUGCCAGCAUUUCCGCAAGGACCCCAAAGAGUGCUGCAAGUUCACCUGCUUAGAUCCUGAUGGCAGCAGUUUGUUUGACUCUAUGGCCAGUGGCAUGCGUCUCAUCGUGAGCUGCAUUUCGUCCUUCCUCAUCCUCUCUCUGUUGCUUUUCAUGGUGCACAGACUGAGGCAGCGGCGGAGAGAACGCAUCGAAACCCUCAUCGGAGGCAACUUGCAUCAUUUUAAUCUGGGUCGAAGGGUACCUGGCUUUGACUAUGGUCCAGAUGCGUUUGGAACAGGCCUGACUCCUCUGCACCUCUCUGAUGACGGUGAGGAGGGAGCGUUUCACUUCCAGGAGCCGCCGCCCCCUUAUGCUGCUUACAAAUAUCCUAAUAUCCACCACCCUGAGGAUCCUCCACCUCCCUAUGAGGCCUCCAUCAACCAAGACAGCAUCAUUUAUAUGGACCUUGGGCGGGCCGGGGUUCCUCUGGCGACCAGGCAUGCGAGCACCACGGCUGACUCUCUCCAGAGGGAUUUUUUAGAGCAGACGCCCAACCAACCUCCGCCCCUGGAAGAGCGCGAGGACUCCAUCGACAGCAGCACCCUACUGGUGUCUCCAGACACUCCCAGCGAAUCAGAGAACAGUAUCAUACAGAGCUUCUCCACAGACUGCAGCAGUGGUCCAUCGCUGAGCACUGUAGUAUAGAAAAGGAGAAAUACGGAGAUCAGAAAGCCUUACAUGCUGAGACUGAUCGCUUUUCUAGGAAUGAAGGCAUUAGAGGCUGUAGGACUCAAGAAAACUCCGGCAGUUCAGAGUGAAUACUUAAACCACUAAGGAGGACUAUUUUGAGCUUGUUUUCGUUGGGUAACCCUCUGGUUUUUCAGCGUGAGCAUCACUUUGUGCAAAUACUUGCUUCAGUCCUUAAAGGGAUAGGUCACCUAAAAAGACAUUUCUGUUAUCAUUUAUUCACCUUCGUGUCAUUUGAAACCAUAUGACUUUUUGUUAUGUGGAGCACAAAAUUAUUUAUUUAUAGCAAAAUGUGCAAGCUGAUCUUGUCCAUAAAAAGUGAAUGGUGACUUUUGCUGUAAGGAAAAAUUUAGAGUGAAUAAUUACUUAAAUUUCGGUCUGUUUCUCGCACAAAGCUGUCGUAUGGCUUAAGUUGACUUUGAAUACAGUAUAAGUGAAGUAGUCCUUUGAACUACUUUUCAUGAUACUUUUAUUGUCCUUUUUGAAGCUCGACAACCUCUGGUCACCAUCCACUUUUAUUGUAUGGAAAAGAGCAGCAAGAACAUUUUGCUUAAUUUCUUCUUUUGUGCUCCACAAAAGAAAGUAAGUCAUAUGGGUUUGGAAUGACAAAAUGUUCAUUUUGUGGUGAGCUAUUCCUUUAGCUUGAUAUAAGCUUUCUCUGAUACACAUUGGGGAGGGGAAAUAGACCACCCCUCUCUCUCUGAGAUUUACACUGGCAUGUGUCAAUCACCUCACUUUGAGUGAAUGAACCGCUUGAUGAAAAGACGUUAAGGCCUCAGUGAUUUAAUGAAUAAGACCUGACAUUCUCUCAAUGGAAUUGUGCACACUGACUGUUUUCCUGGCACGAACAAGCAAUUUUACCUUGACUUGAUACUGCUCUGUCCAAACUGACCCCUCCAAACCCUUUCACAGGCUAUUUUGGGUGGUCUUCCCCUGGCCUCCUGUAUUCCUAACUCCUGCCCUGUCCGUAUGUCCUAGAGAUGCAUAAAGGGCCGUUCACACAUACAGGAAUUUGCAGCAACAAAGUGACAGGAAGUUAUAUGAUUUCCAGCGUGAUGAGUGACAGACCGUUGCCGAUGCAACAAAGCUGAAUGGAACUCAACUUUAUACAAAUUAGCAGCAACACAUUGCGGCGACUACCAAUGGGAGUGCAGACAGUGAUCUGCUGCUGGAUACAUUUGGAUACUAGAAACCAACAGCACAAAGACUUGGCAACCUCCAGUGAUUUAACCGCUGUUAGUGUGAGAUGCCUCUUAAGGGAUGGAUCCAUUUGGAUGCGAGCAGUACCGUGUAUUUAUCUGAAUUUUUGAGAUGUCUGCUUUUUACAUUUUUGGCUGUUGGAUCAGUAGCAUAAACUUAAAAAAAGAAAAACAUUCUUGGAUUUUGUUGACGUUGCAUUUGAUUGAGGUACGAAUUUGUUUUAGUCUGCAUUCUGCUACAACUUCUAUAUAUCCUGCUGUGACGUUGCAAUGCAAAUUCAUUGCGUAAUUUUUGGAAUGUCACUGUUAAAUUUGAAGCAUUUGCGAUUCUUUUGGGAGGUGUACUUGUAUGAAACUCUGUCUUUGGUGUAUUGUCCCAGUGAUUGAUGUUGCAUUUGCUCACAUCAAAAAAGGGUGGAUCUCACCAAAUCUGUCAAGAAAUGCCCGGUUCAUAUUUUAGCCCCAAAUAAAAAUAUUUAGCAUAAAGUUAAUAAAGCCGAUUUUUAGAACCAUUAAAGUUUGUUGCAUUGUGACAUUAUUACCAUGACAAUUAAGAAAACAAUUAAGAGCAUGGUGCUAGCAAUGUCAAAGUCUCCAGUUCAGUUUCCAGGGAACACGCAUACUGAUCAAAUGUAUACCUUAAAUGCACUUUAAGGGGAUGUCCAGACAAGAAGCGUGCUUGUGCAAAAAAAAGGACGACGCAGAACAAAGUGCAUUUACUAGUGCAUUUACAUAGAAAAACCAUUGAAAAUCUGCGCGGACGGAUGCAAAAACGUUUUUGGUGUGAAAGGCCCUUAAGCCAUUUUGGAUUAAAGUGUCUGCCAAAUGUGUAAUAAUUAUAAUAAAUAGUGUGCUGAUGGGACCGUUUUAAUUUCUGUAUAACAGAAAUGAGAAUGAAAUGUGUUUUUAUAUAAUUGUAUUGAUACAUUUGGGGGAAAUGUGCGUAAUUAUCAUAAAAAUGGUGUCAUAAUGCAAAAACUGUAAUUGUCCUAAAAACAGGCUGCAUUUUCUUUAAGCAAAAUGUAAUUUUCUUUUUUUAUUUUAUUUUUUUUUAUAUUGAUUUUGGAAAGAAAUAUGACCUGGGAGUUUCUCUGAGAUUUUCCCAAAAAGUCAGACACUACUUUUAUUUACUUUUUUGGAAUUCAUAAUGUAACAGCUCAGUUAAAAAAAUAUUAUGAUGAUUUACAUUAUCCACACAUUUUUGCCUCUCAAUCUCAAAAAGGUGUUCUGAAGCAAAUCAUGGUGUUUGAAAAGUAUAUUUCUUCUUGUUGCGAUUUGAGUUUUUAGGAUUUAAGAGUUUAGUUUUGGCAACGAUGAAUUACAAGGUUUGCAUUUAUGGUUGGUCUUUUGGUGUGAUGUGUGUGGAUGUUCCCUUUUUUUUUUUUUUUUUUUUUUU
Molecule: messenger RNA, 4726 nt
Organism: Myxocyprinus asiaticus (Chinese sucker)
Lineage: Eukaryota; Metazoa; Chordata; Actinopteri; Cypriniformes; Catostomidae
Product: integral membrane protein DGCR2/IDD-like
Exons: 12
Coding region: 281-2089 (602 amino acids)
Cellular component (GO): membrane
Molecular function (GO): protein binding
Source: RefSeq, a predicted model, not a curated record